CCGUCAACAGCUACCCUGCCAGUGUCGUUGUCACUAUCGAGAGCGAGAAACAAAUAUCAGGAAGCACGACGCGUUUCUGACGAGCUGCAAAAGUCCUUCGACGACCUCUCCCGCAAAGUGGAGCCCGAACUCGACCCGGACGAAGAGCGAGACGAGCCCGAUCCCAAAUCCGCCUUUGAGCUUGCGUCAUUAGGGGUUGAGGUAGCCCUCAAGAAAAGGGAGCAGUGUCAGUGGGAGCGAGAGAUAAUUCUUGAGGAAGGUCGAGCCAACAUAAUUCAACCCGACAUAGUACGAAAGCGACUCCGAAACACCGACGACCGAUACCUUGCUGUCGGUGAUGAGUUGUGGGAACGAAAGCUGAAAAGGGCACGUUUCGACGAUCCUACCGUCGUACGGUUGCUGGAUCCACGUGAUGGCAGUUUCUCUGCGUGUCUGUUGGCACUAUACAAAAAGUGCGAUGGCCUUCAAAAGACCAAGAAACGGCCUUCUUCUUUUCGCUGUGAGGCGCUGCAGUACUACGGUAGCGACGACGUGGGCAAAACAGCCGACGGCACGGGCAUGGAAGAUGGUUUUAAGAACAGGGGACGCGAAGGUGAGGUUUGGUGCCACGCCACGGGCACUUGGUGGGAGACGCAGAUGGUCAAAGCCGCGCAUGUCGUACCUUUUUUUCUCGACAGCGACGACUUCGGUGAGAUUUUGUUCGGUAGCCGAGACCCAUCUCUCCGACGGGCUGGAAACGCCCUUCUCUUGUUAAACAAGAUUGAGGAGUGGUUUGACAGCUACCAUCUUCUCAUUGUACCGGUUGAUCCAACGGAGAACCCUGUCAGACGCUGGAAAAUUGACGUCAUCUCGUCCGACAUUGACAAUACAUCUUACGCUGGUGCUGCGGGCGGCGUUGGCAGAGAUUUGGAUGGAAAGGAGCUGCAAUUCCGCAACGACAAACGACCUGUCUGCCGGUUCAUGUACUUCCAUUUCAUCAUGGCGCUGAUCCGCAUCAAGGAUGUUCGACGUCGGGGAUGGCAGCAAGUUUGGGCUCGGUACUACGAGCAAAGGCCUUUCCCAACCCCAAGCAAGUACAUUCGUCAGUGCAUGCUGAUGCCUCUGGCAACCCAUUUUAGAACAGUGCAAGUGGAGACGAUUCACUCGUGGAUUACAGAUCAUGGCUUCGAUUCACCAUUGAAGCUCACCGACGCCGAGCGCGAUGAAGUAGCUCGUCGUGUCCAUUUGGCAAUGAAUGAAGCCGAGGCCCGUGCGGAGAGACGCCCAUGGGAGGAUGAUGAAGAGGCUGGGGAAGAGAACAGCGAGAAUGAUGAGGGGGGCAACGGGAGCGAUGAAGAGUGA
Molecule: messenger RNA, 1341 nt
Organism: Dichotomopilus funicola
Lineage: Eukaryota; Fungi; Ascomycota; Sordariomycetes; Sordariales; Chaetomiaceae
Exons: 1
Source: RefSeq, a predicted model, not a curated record